CCACUUAUGACUCUGGUUGUCAAAUAACUUUAAAAGCUGCCAGAAAGGCAGCCUCAUUGACAGGAAAUUAGAAUUUAAAAAUGUGAAACCCACAAUGAAAAGUGUCAUAACUCAGUGUUUAUUCUGUGGAUUCCUGGCCAUCGGGCUCUGGGCAUCUAUGUUACUUUUGGUUUUGCACCUUGAACAAGAAGACAUGCUGGAGAAUGAAAAGGAGGAACUCCUAAAGAAGAAGUCACUCGGAAGAAACGCGCACCAGCAAACCCAUCACUCAGAGGGCUUCACUCAUGAUAAGGUUAACGUUUCAGAUCCAGAACUUAUCCAAGGAUUGAGGCGAUAUGGAUUAAAUGCCAUCAUGAGUAGAAGACUGGGCAUCGAGAGAGAGGUGCCAGAUUCCAGGGAUAAAAUAUGCCAGCAGAAACACUACCCAUUCAAGCUACCCACUGCCAGCAUCAUCAUAUGCUUCUAUAAUGAAGAAUUUAACACCUUGCUCCGAGCAGUGUCGAGUGUGAUGAACCUCAGUCCGCAGCAUCUCCUGGAGGAGAUCAUUCUGGUGGAUGACAUGAGUGAAUUUGAUGAUUUGAAGGACAAACUGGACUAUUAUCUGGAAAUUUUUCGUGGAAAAGUUAAAUUAAUAAGAAACAAAAAGAGAGAGGGUUUUAUCAGAUCAAAGAUGAUUGGUGCCUCCCGGGCUUCAGGGGACAUCCUGGUGUUCUUGGAGAGUCACUGUGAGGUGAAUAGAGUCUGGCUAGAACCCUUGCUGCAUGCCAUUGCUAAGGAUCAUAAAAUGGUGGUAUGCCCUAUUAUCGAUGUCAUCAAUGAAUUAACCUUGGAUUAUAUGGUGGCACCUAUUGUAAGGGGAGCUUUCGACUGGAAUCUGAAUAUCAGAUGGGACAAUGUUUUCUCAUAUGAGUUGGACGGCCCAGAAGGACCAAGUACACCUAUCCGGUCACCUGCAAUGACAGGAGGAAUUUUUGCUAUACACAGACAUUAUUUUAAUGAACUUGGACAAUAUGACAAGGGCAUGGAUAUUUGUGGAGGAGAAAAUGUGGAACUUUCGCUAAGAAUCUGGAUGUGUGGAGGCCAGCUCUUCAUACUCCCUUGCUCUCGGGUUGGAUGUAACAGUAAGGCCCUGAGUCAACACAGGCUUGCAAACCAGAGUGCCUUGUCAAGGAAUUUACUGCGAGUGGUUCACGUCUGGCUAGAUGAAUACAAGAUUGACCCCCACCUCCAUAGUUUCCAUAAUCUGGCAAUUGCACCACCAGCAGGCACCAAGCUCCACCUAAGCCCGAGUGGGGCAUUUCAAGUCAAAGUCAGUCAUCACUGCCAGUUAAUGCAGGAGGGAAGUCUCCUGGGUUAA
This is a messenger RNA of Mus caroli (Ryukyu mouse), 1357 nucleotides long. The record is from RefSeq and is a predicted model, not a curated record. NCBI's taxonomy places the organism in Eukaryota, Metazoa, Chordata, Mammalia, Rodentia, Muridae.